Perca fluviatilis (European perch) is the source of this 2436-nucleotide messenger RNA. RefSeq lists its product as uncharacterized. Lineage: Eukaryota; Metazoa; Chordata; Actinopteri; Perciformes; Percidae. The transcript has 9 exons. The coding region runs from base 632 to 1630 and encodes 332 amino acids. The record is from RefSeq and is a predicted model, not a curated record.
UGUCUUUUGUUGUUUGGAAUUGAUAUCUUGUGUUAAGUUUCUUUUAUUUUGCUCUUUUUAUUUGUUUAUUUUCAAUAUUGUUUUGACUCUAGGUUGGGGAGUGAACCCCUUUUAAUUGUGUGUGUGUGUGUGUGUUUUCCAUUUCUUUCCCCAUUUUUUAGUUGCUGAGAGCUGAAGGUGUUGGUGUCCGGGUGGUGGUAUCCCUUUUCCUGUGUGCUGUGCGUUUCCCCGUAUUCAUUUGCUGUGUUCACUAUUUUUGUUUGCGUGUUCACGGGUGACCUUCCUUGGGAUCCUUUACCGUCUUCGUUCCCUUCUCCCCCUCCACUGGUGUGACCUACAGCCUUACCUCAGAGUCCAACAGUUGAAGAUAUAGGUCUUUCUCCAACCUCCACCUACUGCUUGGUAGGACCUCACACUGGACCUGUGGAUUCCAGUAAGACAAGAGCCCCUUUUAUUUCCAGUCUAGACGACAGGAACAUGAAGAGGACCACCAGAGGGGAGUGCUGAGAAUGUGAAAGUGAUGUAAAACAAUUCCAGUUGAAACUCUGUUCCACUCAGUGGAUUGCCCAGAAACAUUUCUGAGAAGAUACACGCUGAGCUCAGUUCAUAUACAGCCUUACCACUUCCUCAUAUGGUACAUGUUACAGGCAAAAUGGAGCUUGUCGUACUUCUCUGUGCCGUUUCUCUGCUGCAUUCAUGUGAAGCACAAGAGCCCAGUGCUGUGACUCCUGUGUUUGUGAAGAAGGGAGAGGAUGUGCUUCUGAAUGUCACAAUAGCUGAUGUUUCUACAAAUGAUAUUGUUUUCUGGAGAUUCAAUAAAACAGUUAAUAUAGUAAGAUUUUUAGCUGGAAAAGAAACAAUCUUUGAUGAUUCUGGAAGGAUUGAGGUGCUUGAGAACUACUGUGUGAAAUUGAAGAAUCUACAAGAGGCAGACAGUGGAGUUUAUACUGCAGUAGUGUCUGGGGGUAAAGAAAAAACAAUAACUGGAUACAAGAUCACAGUCCAAGAUCCAGUGUCUGCAAUUAAUCUGACAGUGGACUCUGUGUCUAACAGCUCAGACUGGUGUAACCUGACAGUGAGCUGCAGAGCACAGGACUCUCACAUUAGCAGCACCUUUAGAUGUGACACCCACACCUGCAGUCAGGAUGAAGGAGAGAGAUCCCAGGUCACACCCUCUGCUGCUGAUCUCCAUGUCUACCUGUCCAAUGGCUCCAUCAUCUGUAACCACAGCAACCAGGUCAGCUGGAUCAAGGACAUGAAAACAAUUAAAAAUUUCUGCCCCCAACUUGCUGUUCAGGAACACUCCACCAAUGCCAUCUCUGUAGCUGGUGCUAUUGGCAUAGGUAUCUUUCUCUUGUGUUGUGUUGCAGCAGCAGCAUUUUGUUAUCUUCAAAAGAGAGGACAUAAAAGAGAGAGCAUGGAGAAUACAGUAUAUGAAGUUCCUCGGGUCGGACAUACAACCUUACCUCAGAGUCCAACAGCUGAAGGUAUAGGUCUUUCGCCAACCUCCACCUACUGCUUGGUAGGGCCUCACACUGGACCUGUGGAUUCCAUUACGACAAGAGGCACGACUCUGCCAGAGAGUCUUUAUGCUCAGGUGGAUAAACCUGCUAGGUCCUUAAACAAGUAAUCAGCAUGGUAUUCUACAUACUGCUACACGUUCAAAAUAUGCGACUCCAGAACCAUUGUACCUCAAAAUUUGAGGUACAAUGGUAUUUUUGAGGCUCAAAAUACUUACAGAAGGACCCCAAAGCACUUAGCAACCACACUGUAGGCCCUAUAGCCUACUACUGACUUACUGUGUAUUCCUCCUUCAGAGAAAAAACAUUGUACUGCCACAUUUACCUGACAGACGUGGCAGAUUCAGAAUUUAAUCACAAAAUAUCACAAUUAAAAAGUGGAGUAAUCACAGGCAUGCGCCACCCAAUCCGUUUUUAUUGAGUUUCCUCUUAGUGAAAUGCUGAGUGAAUUUGGUAGUGAAGGGUAGACACGAAAGAGCCAGCGUUAUGGCAGCGCUCUUUUUCAGCGGCCUUUUAGUUUUAUUCACAGUUUAAUAUCCAACGCUGUCCAAUCGGCUCCAAAUUCCAAUCCUGAAGUUUGUUGACAGACCACACACAUACAGAGGCUUCCCUGUUUAUCAGAUAGAUGAACAUGUGUGUGUGUGUGUAUGUGUGUGUAUGUGUAUGUAUGUAUGUAUGUAUGUAUGUAUGUAUGUGUGUCUCAGGGAGGUCCUGGAAGAUAUAUUUGUGUGAACCUGUGAGAGUACCAUAAUGAAUAAUAUAUUAUGUCUACCUUGAACCAAACCUUUGUUCCUCUGGUGCCCCUUUCUCUCUCAACUCUUACCUCAUCAUGUAAAUAAAUGCGAAUCGAGCAAUUUUUAGAAAAUGUAGAUAUUCUUGUGUGUCUAAUUAAACCUUUGGCACAGUGUAACUUGAA